AUGGUUCAAUUUAAGAAGGGGUACGAUGAGGAUGAGACUAAGAAACAAAAGCUAGAAUUGGCGAAGAAAAUGCAGGAAGCUCUGGAAAACACGUAUUCUGAGGUUGUUGCACAGAGCCAAGAGCCCCUGACUAGAGAGCAGAAUUAUAAUGUGAGCCAUCUAGUUUGUGGACUUCCUAAAAAAGGGAGGACCAGGUGGAUGGGAGUUGGAGCUCAGAGGGUGUCUACACAAUUCCAGCCUCCGCCGAUUUCCACACCCUCGACUAUGCCAUCGGGGCCCUCUUACAUGCCGCAGGAGGAUUGCACUCAGCAGGCGAUGCAGCUUGUUUCCUCUGUGAUGAGUAUGUUAGAUGGCCAAAUUCCCGAGGAGAUGUGGGAGGAUAUUCAAGAGGAGCUUAUGCAAGUGAUCCAGCCUACUGCUACUUUUGCGAUGGUUUCUAGGCAAAUAAUGAAAUCUUGUAGAAGGCGGGUUCCUACUCGGGUGCAAAGCCAGAUUAUGAACUUCUUGGCCAAUCAAAAGGCAUUUACUGGUAAUGGAGAGAGUAGCAGACAGAUUGAAGAUGAUACUAUUGGGAGCACGAGUCGUAGGGAUGGAUCCGCCAGUGCCAACGCGGACGAUGACAUGGAUAGGGCGGAUGACCUAUCUUAG
This is a messenger RNA of Asparagus officinalis (garden asparagus), 648 nucleotides long. RefSeq lists its product as uncharacterized. The transcript has 3 exons. Bases 1 to 648 code for a protein of 215 amino acids. The record is from RefSeq and is a predicted model, not a curated record. Lineage: Eukaryota; Viridiplantae; Streptophyta; Magnoliopsida; Asparagales; Asparagaceae.